Vanrija pseudolonga is the source of this 3226-nucleotide messenger RNA. It is a transcript of the gene CAS1, whose product is annotated as putative O-acetyltransferase CAS1. Lineage: Eukaryota; Fungi; Basidiomycota; Tremellomycetes; Trichosporonales; Trichosporonaceae. The transcript has 4 exons. The coding region runs from base 217 to 3129 and encodes 970 amino acids. The record is from RefSeq and is a predicted model, not a curated record.
GCAGCAACGUAUACAUUAGAUUGACUCUCGUGUCUUUCUUUGCCUCGUCGCCCGCCAGCAAGCAAGCAUCAGCCUCUCUCAGGGCGGACAAGAGAAAGCGAGCGCAAGCGCACGUACCGAGAGGCUUGAUGCUGCGUCCCUAAGCCCGCUCGCCCGUCUGCCUGCCUGCUUGCUGCCAGCAUCCAACCCAAACCCACCGACGCGGCGCCCUGACCGAUGCGCUCGCGAAAGCAGACGCCUCCGUCUUCCUCACCACCACUCGACGUUGAAAAGGCAGCAGCAACAGCAUCAGCAGCAGCAGCUCUAGACUCGUCGUCUACCACGCAGGUCCAUAGCGCCGCGUCCGAGCUCCACCGCCGCCAGUCGGGCCACCGCACAACCGCCAGCGAAAGCGACACGAUGCCCGCCCCGUCGCCGCAGGGCGCGCGCACCUCGGCCCAGGCCGCACGCCUCAAUCCCCUCUGGUACCAGUACGCGUGUGCGACGGUCGUCGCGGCCGUCGUGCUGGGCAACCUGCUCCGCUGGGCCUUCCUCGACUGGGCAGACCCGUACCACUGCGGCGCGCUGCUCACAGAGGGCAAGUGGCUCGACCCGGGCACGUACAAGAACUGGCAGCCAGAAGGGUGCUACCAGAAGCCUGCCGGCGCUGCCGGCCUCGCGUCGUGUCUCUCGUCCCCCGGCGCCCACUCGCCCGGCGCGCGCGAUCGCCGCAUCUUGUUCGUCGGCGACUCGUCGGUCCGCCAGCUCUUCUUCGCCACGGUGCGCUCGGUCAACGCCAACGCGACCAACAAGGUCCACAACCCGUACGACAAGACGUGGGAGGUCAACGGCGGCGAAAAGCACACGAACCGCGUCGCGGUGUUUGACGCAAAGGGUUCGCCGGCGCCCAAGAGCGGCGCGGCGGCGCUGACCAUUGAUUUCUGGUGGGACCCCUUCCUCAACUCGACCGAGACGACCCAGUUCCUCUCCACCACCCCCGCAAACCCCACUUCGCUGCUCGUCAUGGGCUCGGGACUGCACUACCUCCGGCACCCGAGCUCUGGUGGGCUCCCCGCGUGGACAACGAUGACCCGCAAGACGUUUGACCAGCUGCGCGCCAACCAGGGCACGCCGCGCGCGCGCAUCCUCCAGCCAUGGGACUCGAUGAAGACGACGCACUUUAGCCUCUUCCCCGGCGUGCUCCCCGACAACAGCAACAUCGAGGCGCGCCAGGCCUCGCACGACUUUGGCCUCUCGGACGCCGUCAUCUUCCUGCCUGUCAUGAAGCCGGUUGAGGACAAGCUCACCGCCGAGCGCAAGGUGAUCAGCCACGAGAACGUCGACCUCAUGAACGCCUCGCUUGAGGGCCGGCUCAACAAGGAGAACCCGCCCCCGAUCGUCGUGCCCUCCGUCUUCAACGACCUGCUGAUUGACAACCACACCACCGACGGCCUCCACUACUCGGACACGAUUGUCAACAAGCAGGCCGAGCUGCUGCUCGGCUGGCGCUGCAACGACGCGCUGCGCUACAAGGGCCAGCAGGGCACCUGCUGUGCGCGAUACAAGACUAUCCGCCCCCUCCAGGCUCUGAUCCUCCUCUUCCUCGGCGUAUGGGCACCCGUGACCUACGUCUUUGCGUCCAAGAUUCCCGCUGGUUCCUUUGUCCACCGCCUCAUUCCCUCGACCAAGGCCGCAUCGGCAAUCAGCACCUUUGGCCUGGCCAUGGUCUACCUCUUCCUGGCUGACCGCACGACCAUCUUCAACAAGGAGCAGAAGGACUACGACGCGUACAUUUUCGGCUCGCUCACUGUCCUCGCACUCGUUGCCGGUCUUUUGACCAUCAAGAACAAGGGCAAGGAUCUGGGCUUCCUUAACCGCGACCUCACGGACGAGUGGAAGGGCUGGAUGCAGAUCGCCAUCCUAAUUUACCACUUCUUCGGCGCGUCCAAGAUCUCGGGCAUCUACAACUCGAUCCGCAUUCUCGUCGCGUCCUACCUCUUCAUGACGGGAUACGGCCACUUCUUCUUCUACUACAAGAAGGCCGACUUUGGCUUCCAGCGUAUCGCCAUGGUGCUCGUCCGCCUCAACCUCCUGUCGGUCGUGCUUCCCUACACCAUGAACACCGACUAUGCGUUCUACUACUUUGCGCCUCUGGUCUCGUACUGGUACAUCAUCAUCUACUCGGUCAUGGCCGUUGGGAGCAAGUACAACGACCGCCCGGCGUUCCUCGUCUCCAAGAUGCUUUUCUUUGCCGCCCUCCACUCGGUCUUCAUGCACUACACCUUCCUCAUGGCCGGCAUCUUCAAGGUCCUCAACCUCAUCUUCCGCAUCCAGUGGUCGGCCAAGGAGUGGUCUUUCCGAGUCAGCCUCGACCUCUACAUUGUCUGGGGCGGCAUGUUUGCCGCCUACGCCUACAUCAAGGCCAAGGAGUGGGGCAUCCCCGAGCGCGCCUGGUUCAACAAUGCGCGCCUCGCCGCCGUCGGCGCCAGCGUGCUCGGCUUUGUGUGGUACUUCUGGUUCGAGCUCCAGCUCCACAAGUUCAAGUACAACCAGUACAACGCGAUGGUGUCGAUCGUGCCCAUCCUGUCGUACAUUGUGCUGCGCAAUGCCUCGGCCCUUUUGCGCCAGUGCUCGUCUGAGCUCUUCUGCUUCGUGGGCACCAUCUCGCUCGAGACGUUUAUCCUCCAGUUCCACGGCUGGCUCGCGUCCGACACCAAGGCCAUCCUCCUCGUGCUCCCCGCGACCAAGUGGCGUCCCGUCAACCUCGUCAUCUCGUCCGUGUGCUUCAUCUGGCUUUCGUACAAGGUGUCGGGGGCAACGGGCGACAUUACAGAGUGGUCGGUCGGCAAGAAGAAGGCACCGACCCUCCCCCCACCUGCCACGGCACCUACCAGCGAGGCGGCCAAGGACGGCGCCGCGGCGCCAGAAAGCAUCCCCCUCAUGGACCGCAACGGCGAGGCGACCGAGGACAAGGAGGCUGACGAGCCCAGCGCCGGCACGUCGUCAGGCGCGUACACGCACACCCGCAAGUGGUCAGACUACACGGCCCUGUCUUUCCUCACAAACGUCUUCUCCCUCGCCGAGCGUCACAACAGCGUCAAGCUCGGCCUCGUGCUUGUCGCCCUCUGGAUCUUCAACUGGCUCUACUGAGCGUGUACAUGACGACAGCGUAGCGAGUGUCUCCCAUACACUGUACAUUUUCGGGAUAUGCGUAGAGUAGAAGUGCAGAUGCAAUAGAGUAUUCGUG